AGUUCCCUGGGGUGACCUCUCCCAGCCGGCCCGGGCGGGGGGAGCAGACAAAGAGGCGAGGCCGGCAGAGAGAGGGGACCCCGCGGGGAGGCAGGAGGGGUGCGGGGGGCGGGGGCAGUACCGGGAAAGGGGGCGGAUAGCGGGUCCCGCGGCGGCGGCGGCGCCUGGCCAAUGGAGAGGCGCGGCCCCGGGCGCCGCGCUCCGCCGCCGGCAUUUAAACGGGAGACGGCGCGAUGCCCCUCACUCGGUGCGCCCUCCGCGGACCGGGCGACCCAGUGUGCCGCAAGAGCGGUCCUCUCUGUCCCGCGGACCCCACGCGGAGCCCGGGCGGCUCUGGCCGCGGCCGCACACCGCGCCACGCGUCGAGAGCGCAGGCCCCGAAGGCCCGCCGCGUUGACAGCAUGAGCCGCACAGCCUACACUGUGGGAGCCCUGCUUCUCCUCUUGGGGACCCUGUUGCCAGCUGCUGAGGGGAAAAAGAAGGGGUCCCAAGGGGCUAUUCCCCCACCAGACAAGGCCCAGCACAAUGACUCCGAGCAGACUCAGUCUCCCCAGCAGCCUGGCUCCAGGAACCGGGGGCGGGGCCAGGGGCGGGGCACUGCCAUGCCCGGAGAGGAGGUGCUGGAGUCCAGCCAGGAGGCCCUGCAUGUGACGGAGCGCAAAUACCUGAAGCGAGACUGGUGCAAAACCCAGCCGCUGAAGCAGACCAUCCACGAGGAGGGCUGCAACAGCCGCACCAUCAUCAACCGCUUCUGCUACGGCCAGUGCAACUCCUUCUACAUCCCCAGGCACAUCCGGAAGGAGGAGGGCUCCUUUCAGUCCUGCUCCUUUUGCAAGCCCAAGAAAUUCACCACCAUGAUGGUCACGCUCAACUGUCCUGAACUCCAGCCACCCACCAAGAAGAAGAGGGUCACGCGUGUCAAGCAGUGUCGUUGUAUAUCCAUCGAUUUGGAUUAAAGCCAGGCACACCCAGCCUGUCCUUGGGAUGCAGGCCCCAGGCGGGCCCAGAGACAGACCUCAAUCAACCUGAUUCUUACUUGGCUUAAACCUAGCGGCAAGAAGGACCACCAGCUGCCUCCUCCCAGGAGCCUGCUAGUGCGUAGUUUGUGUGCCUGAGUGUUUGUGGGUGCCUGUGGGUGUUUGCAGACACCAGAGGAAACACAGUCUCUGCUAGAGGGCACUUCCUAGUAUGUAAAUGUAUCUGCUUCCUUGCAGGAUGACACAGAAAACCCAAGCUACUACCCCAGGCACUUUGGGGGGAGGGAGUGGUGGGCAGGCUGUGGUCUGGGUCUGCCUUGGUCUUCCACGUGCCCUCCUGGGGACCAGAUCCUCCCUUCCAAAUGAAUAUUAAUGGAGAGGCUUCUCUGAGGGCAUGAGACCUGUUUUGUGCUGCCCUGGCCUUGGAAAAGAUGUUUUACCCUGUUCUUGCUUCCCUCCUUCCUCUUCCCUCUCACAGUCCAUCCCUUCUUAGGAUCUCAGUGACUAUUUCUGUCCCCCGCCUUCCCUGUCAAGGGUUCUGAAGCAACUUGCUUGAUCAUAGAUGCAAAUGUUUCCUAUUUGGGGAAGACCUUUCAGACUCUGGGGGAAGCUGAUGGUGCAAGGGCAAGAAGAAUAGAGGGCUGAGAGAAGAGAGAGAUUGCAGGUGAGGCCCAGUUGGUCCAGCAAAAUUCAGGCGGGAGAUGGGCAGAGCGUGGAAAGGCCAACCUCCAAACACAGUGAGACCCAUGCUUUAGCAAAUUUUCCCCUGAUGUUUAAAGAAGAAAAAUAGAAUUGCCAAAAAAUCAUUAACUUUGGCAGUCACUGUGACUGUUGAAAUUAGCUGUAACUCAAUACCAAACUUAAAACAUAAAUAUUGACCACUCCUAUUUUCAGAACCAAGUGAGUGAAACCAAAACAGCCCCUCCUGCUUUGCCCCUCAGAUGGACAAAAGAUGUAAUUCAGAAACUCCUACACAGGAAUAGGAAAAAGACAAAAACCUCAUAAGCAAAAGGUCUUAGUAUCUGUCCUUUUGGCUGAGUUAUCAUCACCUUUUCCCCGGUUCAUUGUUUCUGUGUGGUGCUUCUGAGAACCACAGUCCUGUUGGAUAAAGAUACUGUCUUUGCUGAGUGUACCUGACAGUGAGGGACCCGGCUGAGAUAAGAGAGUUUAGGGCCUGCUCCUUUCCACUCAUUUGGGGUCGGUUUUAGCCAUCGUUAGGAGACUGAGCCGGAGAAGGCAAUGGCAACCCACUCCAGUAUUCUUGCCUGGAGAAUCCCGGGGAUGGGGGAGCCUGGUGGGCUGCCGUCUAUGGGGUCACACAGAGUCGGACACGACUGAAGUGACUUAGCAGCAGCAGCAGCAGGAGAUUGAGCUGGAGAGCAGAGCAGAGUAAGGCAAGGAAGGCAAUUGCUUCUGGCUAAGGAGUAGUUAAAAGGCAGGGAGGAGAUGUAAGGCGUAUGACCUGCAUUCUUCCUUCACCCUCCGAGGAUCUAAGGGAAACCCCAGUUAAGAAAUCAGAGCAUUUGUGUGCAUUAGUUGUCAUACUGCUGGUAGGAUUUAUGUAACAUUAUAGCCACUCGGAACCUACCGGUAGUUGCUGUUCUCUGAUUAAACUUGGGUUAUUUGCAAUGCCUAUUUAGGAUUUAUCUAAUGGCCAAAGUGCAGGGUGGGGAAACCUUCCUGCAUUUUGGAUUUGGCCAACCUGCUUUCUUCAAGCCUGAGCUUUUAUAUGUAAACCACCCCACCCCCGUACUCUUUUUGCCUUGCAUCUUCUCAAUCUCACCAGCCAAGUCAUGUGUAACAUGGGAAACAAACACCAUGGACUUGCAUUUAGGCUGCCCAUGAAGGCUCUCGCGUUCAAAGCAUCGUUGCAACUAAAGAGGCUGCUUUUAUUUUAUUUUUGUUUUGGUCCAGUGCUCUCCCCACUAACAACUAAAUAGGAACCAUACUUUGAAGCAGAAAGUCAUCUUGAACACCCAAAAUAUUGAGUCUAAUUUUAAAACGUUGGAACUCACUACUGAUGAUUCUACACUAGGAGAAUUUGUGCUAACACAUAGUCUGUGCAUUUCACAUCCACGGUAGCCCCUGCCCCAAAUCCUUCUAUCGUCCACAUCCUCCAACAAUAAAGCACAGAAUGGAUUUAAUUAAGCAUGCAAAUACUAAGCUAGAAUUUUGAGGGUGGGAGAGAAGAAAGGAGAAGGAGCUGAAAAUAUACAACCACACUAGAGAGGAAAAAUGACAUUCAGAACCAGCAGACACCAAAUCUCUCUUGUUUUAACUGCCACAAGCUUGCAAUUUUGUUAAAAAGAGAUGACUUAAGUUGGCAGCAGGAAUCUUCUUUUAGUAGCUUGUACCACAGUUUUGCAUGUAAGUUGGAUUUGGCUAAAGUGAAGAGAAUUUGCUCAAAAUGAACUUCUCUGGGAUAAUAAGCAACAUAAUUGCCCUAAAAGCACAGCACUACCCAAAGAAGGGGAUGUCUGCUUUUCUUUUUGUGCCUAUAUUAAAACUAGCCCAAGUCCCAUGCAUCUUCCAACAUUUAUUGAAAGUGCCAUAUCUGUUAAUAUUGUAUUGGAGUCACUGAUGAUGAAAUGAUAUGUUUUUUUCAUUACUAUAGUAGAAUUUUUAUGGCAAGAUAUUUGUGAUCUAGAUCUUUCCUAUUAAAAUAAUGCCAAACACCAAAUAUGAAUUUUAUGAUGUACACUUUGUGCUUGGCAUUAAAAGAGAAAAACACAUCCUGCGUCUGUAAGUUGUUUUUUGUUAUUGUAGUUCUGCAAAGUUAAAAAUGUAAGCGAAUAAUCUGGAGGAAAGGAUAAUUUCCACUGUGUGGAAUGUGAAUAGUUAAACAAAAAGUUAUGGUUAUUUAAUGUAAUUAUUAACUCAAAUCCUUUGGUCACUGUGAUUUCAAGCAUUUUUUUUUCUCCUUUAUAUAACUUCCUCUGAGUUGAGCAAAGAAGAAGCUGGCACAUUGUAUGUUGUUGGAGGUUUUUAUCAGGUCAGAGGGAAACAAUAAAAUCUUGACACAUCUGAACUUGCUUAUAGAGUCAAGACCUGAGCUUUUAUUUUUAUAAUUGAAUGUUCCUUAAAGGUUAACAUUUCUGAGGCAUCCUAAGAGAGAUCUAAAAUGUUAUUUUGGAAGAAUUAAAUGUGCAUAUACUAAUAGCAAAUAAUAAUGAAUUGUCCACAAGUCCAUUUAUGGAGAAAGUCUAAAAUAAAAAAUGUAUGUACAGAACAUUUAUAAAUGACAAGUUAAUGCUAAAGAGUGAAAGUAGUUCUACUGAUUUGUCAUUCUCAAUAUAUUUAAUAUCAACUGCAUUAUGUAUUAUGUCUGCUUUAAUCAUUUGAAAAACAGAAUUAUGAUGACUAUGAUCAAGGUCCUUUGCUGUCUAUGAGGAUAAAGGGGGGAUUUGGUAGUCUCAUAAAAGCUAAUUUGGUGGAAAGCAAAGUUUUAUAAAUCUGUAACUAGAAUUUAACUUCACCCCAAUAAUGUUAUAUAUAACCUUUCCCAAAGAACAGCCAAUAAAUUGAACCUCUUCUCUGUG
Messenger RNA from Capra hircus (goat), 4516 nucleotides. RefSeq names its product gremlin 1, DAN family BMP antagonist (gene GREM1). The coding region runs from base 234 to 956 and encodes 240 amino acids. The record is from RefSeq and is a predicted model, not a curated record. The transcript has 2 exons. Lineage: Eukaryota; Metazoa; Chordata; Mammalia; Artiodactyla; Bovidae. Gene Ontology annotation, molecular function: receptor ligand activity; BMP binding. Gene Ontology annotation, biological process: animal organ morphogenesis.